AUGAUACUGCUCCACCAUGAGCCGAUCACGGCGGCCUCGCUCGGCCCGGAGGAGGACAGGCCCAGGGCGACCUCGCUCGGCCCGGAGGAGGACAGGCCCAGGGCGGCCUCGCUCGGUCCGGGGGAGGGCAAGCCCAGGGCGACCUCGCUCGGCCCGGAGGAGGACAGGCCCAGGGCGGCCUCGCUCGGCCCGGAGGAGGACAGGACCAGUGCGGCCUCGCUCGGCCCGAAGGAGGACAGGCCCAGGGCGGCCUCGUUCGGCCCGGAGGAGGACAGGCCCCGGGCGACCUCGCUCGGCCCGGAGGAGGACAGGCCCAGGGCGACCUCGCUCGGCCCGGAGGAGGACAGGCCCAGGGCGGCCUCGCUCGGUCCGGGGGAGGACAAGCCCAGGGCGACCUCGCUCGGCCCGGAGGAGGACGCCUCUGCCGAGGCUGGCCAUCCCCACCUGCCGGACCAUGGGCCGCGCGCGAAGCUGGCCAUCCCCACCUGUCGGACCAUGGGCCGCGCGUGA
This is a messenger RNA of Pollicipes pollicipes, 510 nucleotides long. Its product is annotated as putative protein FAM47C. The transcript is spliced from 3 exons. Bases 1 to 510 code for a protein of 169 amino acids. Lineage: Eukaryota; Metazoa; Arthropoda; Thecostraca; Pollicipedomorpha; Pollicipedidae. The record is from RefSeq and is a predicted model, not a curated record.